Molecule: messenger RNA, 3210 nt
Organism: Ctenopharyngodon idella (grass carp)
Lineage: Eukaryota; Metazoa; Chordata; Actinopteri; Cypriniformes; Xenocyprididae
Gene: mylk4b
Product: myosin light chain kinase family, member 4b
Exons: 14
Coding region: 136-2250 (704 amino acids)
Biological process (GO): positive regulation of apoptotic process; protein phosphorylation; intracellular signal transduction
Cellular component (GO): cytoplasm; nucleus
Molecular function (GO): ATP binding; protein serine/threonine kinase activity
Source: RefSeq, a predicted model, not a curated record
AGACACCAGACAGAUGGAUAACAAGAGAGAAUGAGAAGGGGAGCUAAUGAUCUGUAGGUUUCAAAAGCAUUGUCAAGUAGACGUGAAAACAAGUACUUCUGUUUGUUUUAACCCGUUGUGUUAACGUGUUUCAUUAUGAGCUCUAAUCUUGUGAAGUCUCUUGCUCGGGUUUAUGACCCCAAACCACUUCAUGCUCAGAAACGAUGCGGAAGAGCCACAGCGAGAAAAGCUUCGCUUUCUACCUCAAACAAACGUCUAUCUUCACCACUUUCUGAUCAGCCUUCAUCAAAACCCUCCUCAUCUUCUGCUCUUGUACAUAUUGAAGGACAAGUCAAUGAUCUGAGUGGUAAGAUGGACAAAGUCCUCGCCUUGCAGGAAGCGUCUCUAAGAAGACUGGAUGCCAUCGGUCAAGAUCAAGGAACAGCUACAGGUGGACGAAGUGUUGAGCAGAUGUUGUGUGACGUGCGUGUUGUCAUAGAAACUGUUCGAGAGAAGGAAGAACAACAGGAUCAGCGACUUGAUUCUUUAGAGCGACUAGUCAGCGGCAUUCAACAGGUUAUCAGUUUCAUUGCUGAAGUGUUGAAACACUCGAGAUUGGCCGACCUCUUGAAAAACACACACUCAAAAUCCAGCAGCAGGUUUAGAGAAAAGGAUGGGAAGGAGAAAUCUAAAGUGUACUCAAAGGGGUUAAAAACCCUGAAGAAAAAGAAACCACUUGAUGCAUCAGACUUAGUCCAGGCUAGUUUUGAAGAAGUGCAAAAGCUCAAUCAACAGAACAGUCAGCUUUCUCAAUGCACAACAGAGACAGCAGCCGGCACAGCUGCGCAUCUGGAUCUUAUUGAAGAGGAGCAAAAAGAAGAGAGCUAUAAGGAAAGAAAGGAUGACAAACAACAGGCUGCAGUGGAAGACGAGGCCAGAGAGCAGGAAAUUGAUGCUGAAUUACUGCAGAUAAAAGAAGAGGAUAAAAAGGAGGAAGAGGAGAGUUCAAAGAAAGAGGAGGCGAUUUGGUUAUCAGAGGAGAGCCAGCUAGCUGCUCCAAAUUCAUCUGGCCAGACUGAUGAAAGCAUUACAGUCACACCAGACAGCUCUGAGGAGAAUCCGGAAAUAACUUUCAGCACUAAGAGGCAUGUUGCUGACGAGACGCUGACAGAUGACCUUAAAAAAAGCCGAGUGGAGGAGGCGUCAGAGGAAGAGGAUAAGGAAUUAAAGGAGGAAGAGGAGGCAGGACUUGAAGCUGCAGAGGUGGGACCAGAGAGACCAGAUGAGGGGACAGAAGAUGAGAGGAAAGAUGCAGAGUCAGUAAUUGACGAAUAUGUCAUUGAUUCUUCCCCUCCCCCACCUGCACCAUUUGAGCACCGUCUAGUGACACCCAAAACCCACCAGAUUACCAGCUACUACACUAUCAAUAAAGAGGAAGUUCUCGGAGGAGGACGCUUUGGCAUGGUGCACAAAUGUGUAGAGAAAACUUCUGGCCUCAUAUUAGCAGCCAAGAUCAUCAAAGCCAGGAGUCAGAAAGAGAAGGAGGUAGUAAAGUGUGAGAUUGAAGUGAUGAACCAGUUGAAUCAUGCCAAUCUGAUCCAGCUCUACGCCGCCUUUGAAUCUCGACAUGAAAUCAUUCUAGUGAUGGAGUAUGUUGAUGGUGGAGAGCUGUUUGACCGGAUCAUAGAUGAGAACUAUAAGCUGACCGAGUUGGACACGGUGCUGUUCAUCAGGCAGAUCAGUGAAGGGCUUCAGUAUAUGCACAAGAUGUAUAUAUUACACCUUGACCUAAAGCCUGAAAACAUUCUCUGUGUCAGUCGAGAAACAAACAAGGUCAAGAUAAUCGACUUUGGGCUUGCAAGGAGAUAUAAACCCAGGGAAAAGUUGAGGGUGAACUUUGGUACGCCUGAGUUCCUGGCUCCUGAGGUCAUCAACUAUGAAUUUGUCUCAUUCCCAACCGAUAUGUGGAGUUUAGGUGUCAUCACUUAUAUGCUGCUCAGUGGCUUGUCUCCGUUCCUGGGUGAGGAUGAUAAUGAGACACUAAAUAACAUCCUGGCAUGUCAGUGGAGUUUUGAAGAGGCAGAGUUUGCCGACAUCUCUGAGGAGGCCAAAGACUUCAUCACACGCCUGCUUGUGAAGAGCAAAAGUUGGAGAAUGAGUGCAUCCCAGUCCCUGAAACACCCAUGGCUUUCAGACCGAGCGCUUCACUUCCGUCUUCACCAUAAGAAAAACAAGUGUCACUCUUCACAUGCCCCUCCUCCAGAGGGCUAAACCGAAGUGAUCAUUGGCUCUCCUGGUGCCGUGGUGACAAACUGGACCAAUACUGUUGUACCUGAACAACUACACAUCUGUUUAAUAUUACAGUCACAUACCGUACUGUACAAUGUCUGUUACCUGUUUACCUCAAGCUAAAACAUCAUACAACACAUUAAAAAUACUGCUCCUCCUCCUUUUAACUGUCUUUUGGCUGUUGUCUUAUAAAAAAAAAAAAGAUACUACAGACAGUUAAUACUACAGUGAUUUUGUCUGGCAUGUGCACUUUAUAAAAGGCCAGGAUUGGAGGAAGUAUGUUUAUGGCUAAGAGUGCAAAAGAGAAAUCAUCAUUCAUACUCUAUACGCACAAAUGUAUUGAGUCUUAUCAUGGUAAUAUUCUGUACGUCACUGGUUUAUGGUAACAUAUCAUUCACAUGAUAUUUGUGAAGGCAUUAGAAUUUGGUUUUGACUGAAAUUCACACUGGGACUACUGUACUGUAUUUUACACUUGAAAGUCUAGAACACUUAAUGUCAAAAUCCUGCAAAUGAUCUAUGGUUUUUGAAUGUUAUGUCUUUUCUGCUUUUCUGCCUUUUAGGAGGUCUAAGUGACAGAGUUUGGAGUUUGUCUGUGUGCAUGUACCUACUGUUAUCUGAUACAAAUAGCCAUGCCCCAAAUACACCUCUCACUUACCACAUUUUAUUAUAUAAUGUCAUUUAGAGGGUUUCCUCUAGGGCAAAUGUUGUACAAAAAUAAUUGUUCAGAUUUUUUUGUCUUUUGGUGACGUUUUUAAGCUUGAAAUUUGAGACUGGGACACUAGACUGUCUGUUUUAGGCAAAAUAAUGUCUUGUUCACUCCCUCUCUUUGUAGAAAACAUCUCACCUUCCAUGAAGGCAAAUGAAAAAAAAAACAGAACACUACCUACAGAUGUAUUGUAUGUUUUGUGUGGUUCUAUAUAUAAAGAUAAUGUUUUGCUUUGA